AUGUCUGCCUGGAAAGCUGCUGGUAUCUCUUAUCUUCAAUACGCCAACAUCUGUGCUCGUGCAGUCCGCAACUCUUUGAAGGACGAUGUUCGUGCUGCUGCUCUCCGUCGUGACCAAAACGGUCUCAAGUUCGCCAAGUGGGAAAAUGGUGUUCAAAAGGAACAACGUUUCGUUGUCCCUCCUAAGGCCAACUAG
Molecule: messenger RNA, 195 nt
Organism: Gilbertella persicaria
Lineage: Eukaryota; Fungi; Mucoromycota; Mucoromycetes; Mucorales; Choanephoraceae
Product: mitochondrial ATP synthase epsilon chain-domain-containing protein
Exons: 3
Coding region: 1-195 (64 amino acids)
Biological process (GO): proton motive force-driven mitochondrial ATP synthesis
Cellular component (GO): mitochondrial inner membrane
Molecular function (GO): proton-transporting ATP synthase activity, rotational mechanism
Source: RefSeq, a predicted model, not a curated record